This is a messenger RNA of Quercus lobata, 649 nucleotides long. Its product is annotated as dirigent protein 22-like. The record is from RefSeq and is a predicted model, not a curated record. The transcript has a single exon. NCBI's taxonomy places the organism in Eukaryota, Viridiplantae, Streptophyta, Magnoliopsida, Fagales, Fagaceae. Bases 67 to 603 code for a protein of 178 amino acids.
ACAUCACACAAGUAAGUUCAUUAACUCCUAAAAGCUUGCUUGUCAACUUUGCUAGUCCAAUCCACAAUGGCAACAAAAAUUGUCAUAUUGUCCUUAAUGUUCUUCUUAACUCUAGCCACAUCUAUAGAGGCCUCAAAGUACCAGUUCCAAAAACUCAAAGAAACCAACAUGAUGUUCUACAUGCAAGACUGGGAGACAGGAGCAAAUGCCACCGCCACCCCAGUCGCUGGCAUCCCUCACAAGCAGUGGUGGAUCCUUGGGUUUGGAACGAUCUUUGCCACUGACGACAAGUUGACAGUAGCUAUUGAGAGGAACUCAUCUGAGGUCGGGAGGGCUCAUGGUAUUUAUGUGAACUCAGCAUUGGAUGGCUCUGACUUGCACCUAUUGAUGUCACUUGUGUUCACCAACAAGAAGUACAAUGGUAGCACCCUUGAAAUUCAAGGGGCAGACAGGUUCUACCAAAAAUAUAGGGAAGUAUCAGUGGUUUCAGGAACUGGAAUUUUCAGGUUGGCUCGUGGUUAUGCUACUUUGGAGACUGUUUAUUUGGACAUACCCAAUUCUAAUGCAAUCAUCAGGUGGAAUGUCACAGUUUUUCAUUAUUGACUUUUUUGUAUAAGAGUAUGGAAUAAGCUAGCGUUAUUAAAAAAAA